Messenger RNA from Gastrolobium bilobum, 1564 nucleotides. Its product is annotated as 3-oxo-Delta(4,5)-steroid 5-beta-reductase-like. The transcript has a single exon. Lineage: Eukaryota; Viridiplantae; Streptophyta; Magnoliopsida; Fabales; Fabaceae. The record is from RefSeq and is a predicted model, not a curated record. The coding region runs from base 120 to 1250 and encodes 376 amino acids.
AUGAUUGGAAUUUGUUUUCCAGCCUUCAGUUAGUUAUAGUGCAGUUAAGUUGGGUUUCAAACUCACUACCGGCACACUUCACAGUUCACAGACUUCUUGGUGUUGAAAUAAACAGUGAUAUGGAGCUGCAAACUUCCGUUGCACUAGUAAUUGGUGCCACAGGUAUGGCUGGGCUGAGCCUAGUGGAGGCCCUAAAGCAGCCCAAUUGUCUCGGAGGCCCAUGGAAAGUUUACGGCGCGGCUCGCCGGCCACCGCCGGAAUGGUUCCCUUCUUCCAUCGUCGACCAAUUCAUCACCUUCGACGCCGUUGACUCAGCCGACACACGUGCCAAGCUCUUCCCCAUUGCCCACGAGGUCACCCACCUCUUCUGGCUCACCUUUCAGUUUCUUGAAAACGAAGAAGCCAACAUCACCGUUAACAAAGCCAUGCUACUCAACGUUCUCAACGUUCUAAAAUCUUCACCGUCUUCCCGGCUCAACCACGUAACUGUCCAAACCGGCACCAAACACUACAUGGGUCCAAUUUCGGACCCGGUCCUGUCAACCCAACUCGUCUGCCACGAGCCACCAUUUCACGAGAACAUGCCACGACUUCCGUACCCGAAUUUCUACUAUUCGCUGGAGGAUGUCGUUGCGUCCCACGCGCCAUCUUUGACGUACUCAGUGCACCGCGCCUCCCUUAUAAUAGGCGGGUCUUCGAGGAGUUUGUAUAACGCGCUGAUGAUACUGACGACUUACGCCGCAAUUUGCCGCCACGUAGGACUGCCGUUUCGGUACCCGGGAACUAGGUACACGUGGGAACAUUUCUGUGACAUGACCGAUGUGAGAGUGUUGGCGCAGCAGCACGUGUGGGCUGCGGUUACCCCAAAGCCUAAGAACCAGGCCUUCAAUUGCACUAACGGUGACGUUUUUACUUGGAAGAGCGUGUGGAAGCUGCUGUGUGAAGUGUGCGACGUUGAGUUUGUGCCGUUCGAUGAGAGCCAAGAGUUUGAUUUGGUGGAGUUGAUGCGUGACAAGGGUAGGGUUUGGGACCAGAUUGUGGAGAAAUAUGGGCUUCACAAGACCAAAUUGGAGGAGAUUGCGGCCUAUGAAGCAGUCCAAACAGUGCUACAUUUUAAGUUUCAACAUGUAUCUAGUAUGAACAAGAGUAGGGAAUAUGGGUUUUUUGGGUAUUCUGAUACCUUUGAGAGUAUCAGGUUCUGGGUGGCGAAGCUGAGACAGAUGAAACUCAUACCCUCCUAUGAACACUGAACUGCAUAUUUUCUGGAUUGCAUAGUUCUUUUGCUAAAAAUAAAGGGACCUUUAAUAAAACAUAAGCGUCCGUUUGGUCAAAAAAAAAAAAAAACUCUGCUUCGUUUCUGUAUUAAAAUAUAAACAAAAUAAAGGAUGCUUAAAUUAGCACAUGGCAAAAUUUUCAUUCUUCGUUGGCCAAGUGGUGGCAGUUUCUGCUUUCCCACAACUUUGGGCUUUUCUAGCUUUUUAUCAGCACUUCUGUUUUUUUUUUUUUUAAUAUAAAUUAUCCAAGUCCCUCACUACCACCAAAUCUAGUUCAAGCCCCUUACUAU